UUCCGCUCUCUUUGCUUUUUUGGCUUUGCAUUGUUCUUUCCGGACCCUUUCCAACCCAUAUAAAUACCAACCAACCCCUCUCCACUUCUCACGCUCUUCCCCACACUUCAGAGUCCAGACUCGCUCCCUUCUCCCCCUUUAAGUUUCCUCUGCCAAAACAAUCUUGUUUUCUUCUCAGGAAGCUCUUGAAGUUUUAAACUUCUUCUUCAUCCAUGGCUUCCUUCAGCCCCCUUUUCUUUCUUUCCCUCAUAUUCUUCUUCAGCUUUCACAAUCUUUCAUCAGCAGCCCACAAGAACCAUCACUCAAAGCUGACUAAAGCAACAGUCUUGGACCAUUCCUUUUCUCUUUCUUUUCCUCUAACCUCAGCCCCUCUAUCCAAACAUGCUUCGUCAGAAACAAGCUUUCUCUCGUCUCUUGCUUCAUCAUCAACGAGCACCAAGAAACGGAACCGGAAUGCUGGAGAAAAGGUCGAGCAACCAUUGCCAUACGAUUACAAAUCUUCGUUCAAGUAUUCCAUGGCUCUGAUUGUUUCUCUACCAAUAGGGACCCCCCCACAGAGCCAGCAAAUGGUUUUGGACACCGGAAGCCAACUUUCUUGGAUUCAAUGCAACAAUAAGAGUCCAUCACCGAGAACGGCACCUCCUACGACGACGUUCGACCCUUCUCUUUCCUCUUCUUUCUCCGUUCUGCCUUGUACGCACCCCAUGUGUAAACCCAGAAUUCCCGAUUAUAGCGUUCCAACUUCCUGUGACCAAAAGCAAUUGUGCCACUACUCUUACUUCUAUGCCGACGGCACAUUGGCAGAGGGCAAUCUCGUCAGAGAAAAAUUCACGUUUUCUAGUUCCCAGAGUACCCCUCCCCUGGUUCUUGGAUGCGCAGCCGAUUCGAGCGAAGACAAGGGCAUUUUGGGAAUGAAUCAGGGGAGAUUAUCCUUUGCCUCCCAAACUAAGUUGCAAAAAUUCUCUUAUUGUGUGCCCGUCCGACAGGGUCAAGGUAACAUAAUGCCCGCGGGAGGAUUUUACCUAGGCCAAAAUCCGAACUCAAACACUUUUCAGUACAUCGAUCUUUUGACUUUUGCGAAUGGUCAACGCAUGCCCAAUUUUGACCCUCUAGCCUACACCAUCGGGCUAGUGGGCAUGAGAAUUGGCACCAAAAAAUUGAACAUAUCGGAAUCCGUGUUCCGGCCCGACGGUGGCGGUUCCGGCCAGACGAUGAUCGAUUCCGGCACCCAGUAUACAUUUUUGGUCGAGGAGGCAUACAAUAAAGUGAGGGAAGAAGUUGUACGGCUAGCAGGUCCAAAAUUGAAGAAGGGGUACGUUUACGGUGGUUCGCUGGACAUGUGUUUUGAUGGCAACCCUGUUGAAAUUGGGCAGCUGAUAGGGGAUAUGGUUCUAGAAUUUGAAAAGGGUGUCGAAAUAUUUGUUAAUAAAGAAAGAAUCAUGGAUGAUAUGGGUAACGGGGUGCAUUGUCUGGGCAUCGGACGGUCACAGUCCCUUGGAGUUGCAAGUAACAUUAUCGGCAACUUCCAUCAGCAGAAUCUGUGGGUGGAAUUUGAUUUGGCCAAUAGAAGAGUGGGAUUUGGAAAAGCCGAUUGUAGCAAGUCUGUGUAGUACCAAAUAGUGCUGCUCUGGCUUGGUAAAUAUUUUUUUUUUUCCUUUUGGGGGGUGAGGUGGCUAGCCGGAGAUAAACGAGAAAUGUAUAAUUCAUGAUAAUGCAUCCGCAGGACUUGGGUUGGGUCCUGUGCUGUUGUGCUGUAUAAAGUAUUACUACUGUAUUGUGCUAGUGAAGAUAUUUUUUUAUUUUAUGUC
Messenger RNA from Coffea eugenioides, 1808 nucleotides. Its product is annotated as aspartic proteinase PCS1. Gene Ontology annotation, biological process: proteolysis. The record is from RefSeq and is a predicted model, not a curated record. The coding region runs from base 213 to 1610 and encodes 465 amino acids. NCBI's taxonomy places the organism in Eukaryota, Viridiplantae, Streptophyta, Magnoliopsida, Gentianales, Rubiaceae. Gene Ontology annotation, molecular function: aspartic-type endopeptidase activity. The transcript has a single exon.